Pochonia chlamydosporia 170 is the source of this 2217-nucleotide messenger RNA. Its product is annotated as alpha-galactosidase C precursor. Gene Ontology annotation, biological process: carbohydrate catabolic process. The record is from RefSeq and is a predicted model, not a curated record. Lineage: Eukaryota; Fungi; Ascomycota; Sordariomycetes; Hypocreales; Clavicipitaceae. Bases 1 to 2217 code for a protein of 738 amino acids. Gene Ontology annotation, molecular function: alpha-galactosidase activity. The transcript is spliced from 3 exons.
AUGACGCAAAAGAUUCCAAAUGGCGUUUCUUCUCCAAAUACGGAUUUUCGAGCCAUUGUCGCUGACGGGCGGUCUUUUGCCCUCAACGGUAAAGGCGUGUCCUAUCGCUUUCACGUUGACGAAGGUAGCGGUGACUUGAUUUCGGACCAUUUUGGUGGCCCCGUGAGCGAGAACCCCAUAGCAGGAAAGGCCUCCAAUGGUGGCGGCUGGUCGACUUACGAGCAUCUCCGACGGGAAUUUCCUGACUCUGGAAGGGGAGAUUUUCGCUCACCAGCUGUGAGAAUAAGGCAUCCGGACGGUCAUACAGUCAGUUCGUUCAAGUAUGAGUCUCAUACAGUUCUCAAUGGGAAGCCGGACUUGAGUGGCCUACCUUCAACCUUUGGACAUUCCGACGAGGUCACAACAUUAGUCAUACGAAUGGUUGAUGCUGUCAGCUCCAUCCAAGUUGACCUGAGCUAUUCUGUUUUCCCUAACCACAAUGCCAUUGUCAGGAGUACUACGGUACGAAACGUGGGCGACAGAGACGUCACGAUCGAAAAGCUAGCCAGCUUUUGUGUCGAUUUACCACAUGACGAUUAUGAAAUGCUACAGCUGCAGGGUGAAUGGGUGAGGGAAUGCACCAGAACUCGUCGUAAAGUCGAUUAUGGCACACAAGGAUUCGGAAGCGCCACUGGAUACUCAUCACACUACAACAACCCGUUCGUGUCGUUAGUUAAGCCGAGCACAACUGAAAGUUAUGGUCUAGCCUGGGGGUUUUCUCUGGUGUACACUGGAUCCUUCACCGCCGAAGUUGAGAAAAGUCCCCAAGGCUUAACUCGGGUGCUGCUUGGAAUGAACCCCAACCAACUUUCCUGGCCACUCAAACCGGGAAAAGCUCUGACAUCGCCAGAAUGUGUUAGUAUAUUCUCUGCAAAUGGUAUUGGUGGUAUGUCACGCAUGUUUCACGGCCUAUUCCGUCAAAACCUCAUCAAGAGCAAGUUCGUCAAUGAGCCUCGCCCAGCAUUGCUGAAUAGCUGGGAGGGGCUGUAUUUUGACUAUGACGAAAAGACCAUAUACAAACUUGCUCAACAGUCAGCCCAGCUAGGAGUUAAGCUCUUCGUGCUUGACGACGGCUGGUUUGGAGGCAAAUAUCCUCGCAUCAAUGAUCAUGCCGGCCUUGGUGACUGGGAAGCAAAUCCUGCACGGUUUCCAGAUGGUUUGGCCUCCCUGGUGGCAAAAAUCACAAGCCUUGAAGUGACAAAUAAGCCAAAUCGUCAGGCAAAAUCACAGAAUUUGAAAUUUGGCUUGUGGGUAGAGCCGGAGAUGGUGAACCGCAACUCAUCGCUCUACAAGAAACACCCAGACUGGGUACUGUCAGCAGGAGAUUACCCAUCCACAGAAACGCGGCACCAGCUUGUACUAAACCUCGCUCUACCAGAGGUACAGGACUUUAUUAUUGAGUCCGUAUCUAGGAUAUUGCAAACUAUGCCGGUUUCUUAUGUUAAGUGGGAUAACAACAGAGGCAUGCAUGAGAGUCCAACUCCGAGCAACUGCCACGCCUACAUCCUGGGCCUUUACCGCGUCUUUGACACACUUACCCGCCAGUUCCCUGAUAUCCUGUGGGAAGGCUGUGCCUCAGGAGGUGGGCGUUUUGACCCUGGAGUUCUCUAUUUCUUUCCCCAGAGCUGGACAUCCGAUAAUACAGAUGCGUUAGACCGACUCCAGAUACAGUUUGGCACAUCUGUGGUGUAUCCGGCGUCGUCGAUGGGGGCACACAUUGGGGCAGUCCCAUAUGAACUCACAGGUCGUACCAUCCCGCUUCAGUUUCGAGCCCAUGUGGCCAUGAUGGGUGGCUCGUUUGGGCUCGAACUUAACCCAGAUGACCUACCAGACACCGACCGAGCUCAACUUCCUGACUUGAUUGCUCUUGCAGAGAGAGUCAAUCCGAUUGUGAUAAGAGGGGACAUGUGGCGACUGAGCUUGCCCGGCGAAUCCAACUUCCCCGCAGCGCUGUAUGUAUCGGACAAUGGUAGCCAAGCCGUCCUGUUCCUCUUCCAGAUUCAUACAGUGCCGGUACAUAAUUAUCCCACGAUCAAACUUGAAGGGUUGGAGCCGGAAAGCAAGUAUGCUGUUGAAGGCUUUGGGGUUUAUUCUGGAGCUACACUCAUGAAUGGCGGGAUUCAGCAGCGGUUUACCGGCGACUAUGACAGCAAGAUGAUAUUCAUAGAGCGCGAGUAG